GCAGGAAUCCUCUCUGCCCUUCAUCUUAUCAUUUCCUCUUCCUACUUCCCUUCCUCAUCUCCUUCUCUCUUCUCUUCUCUCUCCAGUUGUCUGCAAACAAGCUGGUUGGGGAUUUUGGUAGUAAAGACACCAACAGUAAAGGACAUGAGUUGGUCAUCAAGUGAUAACUUUUUUGUGAGCUCAAAGUUAGAGGUCUUCUCAGUAGACCUCUUUUCCGAACCAUUAGAAUUGACACAGAGCAAAGCUGUCGUCUUCGACGGGCCGAAGGGUGAUGAUUUCAAGAGGUUCUUGUGUUUUAAGAACCUUCGAGUAAACCGUCAAGGAAAGGCUAUUGUACUCAUCCAAAAGCGCGACGUCGAUGGUGAAUUCCUUGAAAGUCAGUAUGAUUCCUUCAUUUUAGAAACAGUUGUAUCGUUGGGCCCUUUUGGUUUCCUAAACGUACCAUUGCCAAUACCGCAAGUGGUGAACGAAUUGCAAAGCCUCCUGGACAAUACCAACGCUGAAUUGGCAAAGAAGAAUGAUGAACUUAAUGAAUUGCAUAGCCUCUUGGACAAUACCAAAACUGAUUUGACGAAGAAGAAUGAUGCACUUAAUGAAUUGCAAAGCCUCUUGGACGAUACCGAGGCUGAAUUGGCGAAUAAGAAUGAUGCGCUGAAAAAAUUAAAGAAGCGGAAGAUUGAUCAGGGCUGGACUCAUGAACAGUUUUGACUGACUAUCGUUGCAAUCACAAACUCAUUGAAGAGAGUGUUCGUUCACUUUGGUCUUGAACCACCGGCAAGUGGAGAUCCAGAAUCUGUGCUGACAUUUCUCGAGAUGUUACGUGAUCUGAUCCUUCACACAGAGUUCGGGAAGUUACAUGAUCUGAUCCUUCACCAAGAAUUCGGUGCUACUUUCUUAGUAGCUGCGAACGAGAUACUAGCCUCGAUUGCAAGUAUAUUUGAGAAACGCAGUGGUUUAAGCAUUGGCAUGGAAAUGAAUAGUACGAAUACUCCAACCCGUCUCAUUGA
Molecule: messenger RNA, 1007 nt
Organism: Telopea speciosissima
Lineage: Eukaryota; Viridiplantae; Streptophyta; Magnoliopsida; Proteales; Proteaceae
Exons: 2
Coding region: 145-708 (187 amino acids)
Source: RefSeq, a predicted model, not a curated record